AAAUGGGUUUCGGGGCGAGCGUUGGGCUCCGCCGCGCCGCGCUGGGCGCUCGGUCUGUCUCAGCGGUGCGGAGCGAGCCAGGCCUCCCGCCGCCGCGGCUGUAUAGGGGUGUGCAGCCCCGGGCCAGGCCCCGGCCGGGGCAGAAGCGCAGACUAAUCGCUGGGCAAAAAGAGACGUCUCUUCUAAUCACUGCCUGGAAGUGAAGGCCUGGCUGUCAGUCUUUUGAGAAAGAACCUCUGUUAUGCACCUUAAGCCAUACUGGAAAUUCCAGAAGAAAGGGCAACCUCUGGAAAUCGGCACAGAAACUCUGAGAACUCCUAUGAGCCACCAACAGGCCAUCAGCGAUGAAGAAUGCAAAGCUAGCUGUAUGAAACCAAGUGUCUUUCCUUCAGCCUCUCUUGGUAAAGCAUCAUCUCGAAAGCCUUUUGGAAUCCUUUCUCCAAAUGUUCUGUGCAGUAUGAGUGGGAAGAGUCCUGAAGAGAGCAGCUUGAAUGUUAAAACCAAGAAGAAUGCACCAUCUGCAACAAUCCACCAGGGUGAAGAAGGGGAAGGGCCACUCGAUAUCUGGGCUGUUGUGAAACCGGGGAAUACCAGGGAAAAGAUAGCAUUCUUUGCAGCCCACCAGUGCAGUAAUAGAAUAGGAUCUAUGAAAAUAAAAAGCUCCUGGGAUAUUGAUGGGAGAGCUACUAAAAGAAGGAAAAAAUCAGGGGAUCUUAAAAAAGCCAAGAUACAGUUAGAAAGGAUGAAGGAGGUCAACAGUAGAUGCUACCAGCCUGAGCCUUUUGCAUGUGGCAUCGAGCAUUGUUCUGUGCAUUACGUGAGUGACGGCGGGGACGGCACGUAUGCCGGGAGGCCUCUAUCGGUCAUACAGAUGGUCGCCUUCCUUGAGCAAAGAGCCAGCGCUCUGCUAGCCAGUUGUGCGAAAAACUGCACUAACUCACCUGCUGUGGUGCGGUUUUCCGGGCAAUCCAGAGGUGUACCUCCAGCCCCCGAGCCUUUGUCCGCCCCAGGAGCAUGUGAAGAACCUGCAGAAAGGAGAAAUCCUGAGGUUGGUGAACCACAGAGCGAGCCCGUCCGUGUCCUCGACAUGGUAGCCAGGCUGGAGUCCGAGUGCCUGAAGCGGCAGAGCCAGCGAGAGCCCGGGAGCCUCUCGAGGAAUAACAGCUUUCGCCGCAAUGUGGGCCGCGUGCUGCUUGUGAAUGGCACCCAGGCUGAGGAAAGCAAAGCAGAGAAAGGCGCCUUGGAGGUUCCUGACACUCAGGUGAAAACUGUGGGGUCUGUAUCUGGGGGCUGCAGCCCCUUAAGAGCUGACCGUUGUUCUCCUCAGGGGGACCAGGCCUGGGACAGUGCGCCUCGAGGUUGUCCCUCGUUGCCGGCAGGCAUGAGUUUGCACACGGACAGUGCAGAAUUAGAGCCAGAUCAGCAGACUGCCAUGAAAAGCAGCAACAGGCACGAUGUGGAAAUGACAGAGGAACUUGCUGGGCCACCCUUUCCUCCUCGCACCUGUCCCCAAGCCAUUGAAUUGCCCACAGAUGCUGUUGAUGGCAUUAGUGAAGAGCUUGUGCCACUUGCUAACCAAAAUCCUGAUCAGCGCAAAAAAGAAUCUUUGUGCAUUAGUAUCACUGUGUCCAAGGUGGAGAAAGACCAGCCUUCCAGUUUGGAGUCCUGUGAAGACCCACUUCCAGGGAUGUUGUUUUUUUUGCCAUCUGGUCAGCACCAGUCAGGCCAUUCCAAGUCAAAUGAAGCCACAACAGAAGAGUCUUCUGAGGCCAGUCAGCUUGAAGAGGUUGCUGAAGGUGACAGCGCAUCUGAGGAAAAAAGUGUCUCGGUUGAUUCAUUUGUCCCACUGGCCUCUCCUGUGGAAAGUACAUUAUCAAUGCUUGAGGCGUCCAGCUGGAAGAAGCAGGUGUCACAUGACUUUCUGGAGACCAGGUUUAAAAUCCAACAGCUUUUAGAGCCUCAGCAGUAUAUGGCUUUUCUGCCCCACCACAUCAUGGUGAAAAUCUUCAGGUUACUUCCUACUAAGAGUUUAGUGGCUCUUAAAUGUACCUGCUGCUAUUUCAAGUUUAUCAUUGAAUAUUACAAUAUCAGGCCGGCAGACUCUCGCUGGGUGCGGGAUCCACGCUACAGGGAGGACCCGUGCAAGCAGUGCAAGAAGAAGUACGUGAGAGGGGAUGUGUCUCUGUGCCGGUGGCACCCCAAGCCCUACUGCCAGGCGCUGCCCUACGGCCCGGGCUACUGGAUGUGCUGCCACCGGUCUCAGAAGGGCUUCCCUGGCUGUAAGCUGGGGCUCCAUGACAAUCACUGGGUCCCUGCCUGCCACAGCUUUAAUCGGGCAAUCCAUAAGAAAGCAAAAGGGACUGAAGCUGAGGAGGAGUACUAAAGUAUAUGUGCGAGGCAACAGACCAAUUUCAGAAACUGCAAACACCACCUAGAUACACCAUCUCAGUGAGUGUUGCCUCUCAGUCAUCACUCCAGGAGAAUCUCUGCUACUCCAUCAGGACCGCCAUUGCUCAGGCAUCUUAAAUCUCUGAAUUUAUGAUCUGUAUAAGAAAACUGGUCUCAUCAUUUUAUAGUGGUGCCUCACGUUUGAUUCAGGGUUGUAUCCCACGGUUUGAUUCACCUGGCUGUGAAUAACUGUGCCUGUUUUCCCAAGUCAAGUCCUUGAGGACGAAGACUGGCCACCAUCAAGUGCGUCACAGACUAUGCAGGCAGUCCCCGAAAAGGGGUUCCGGGAAUGUGUCGAGCACUGGCCCCGUAUUUGAAAUAAGUGAAUAGUGUCCUAUGAGAAGAAUAGCAGUACUCUUGGAUGAAAAGUAUGCUUACAAAGGACAAGUCAGGCACCUUACUUAGACCUUGUAUGCUUGAUCUGUGAGGUUGAUGUUUGUGAGUGGAGACAGAUUUCAUGGCCUGUGGUGUUUACAGUGUAUAUAAUGGUUGUGUUUUCCUAGGGCUAUGAAAGUGCACAUUCAAACCCGCGCGCCUUUGCUUUAGAUGAGUGCUUUGGCCCCUCUGUAAAUAACACCAUUAAAAUCCAGUUGUAAAUAGUGGACGCUGACUGAACAUAAUCACCACAAUGCAGCUAGGAUAGCGUUGCAGCUACAAUCGUGUGGGUUGUUUUGGUUUCUUUGGGGUUGGGGGGGGUCUCAUCUCAAAUUUGUACAUCCUGUAUAAAAUAUGAAUGUUUCCCAAAUAAACUAUGAAUGUUUUCUGUAUAAUAUAUGAAUGUUUCUGAGAAGAAACUCUAAAUAGUUAAGAGGUUAACCUGUUGAAAGGAUACCAAAUAAUGGUUUAACUGGACAACCUUAAAAACUAGCAUAGAGAACAAUCCUUUGUUAUAUUUUAGUGAUUCACCAAGAAUGAGAGAAUAUUAUAUAGUCAGAUUAUAACAUUUUUGUCUAUUUUAUUCUUUCUGUCUGGUUACAAAUUUUUUUUAACUUCAAUAAAAACAUGCAUCUUAAGUGGAA
Messenger RNA from Odocoileus virginianus texanus, 3467 nucleotides. It is a transcript of the gene FBXO34, whose product is annotated as F-box protein 34. NCBI's taxonomy places the organism in Eukaryota, Metazoa, Chordata, Mammalia, Artiodactyla, Cervidae. The record is from RefSeq and is a predicted model, not a curated record. Gene Ontology annotation, molecular function: protein binding.